AUGGCCAUGACGGUGGCCGCGGCGGGCCCUUCGCCAUCACCCGGCCCGUCGUCGUCGUCGCCGUCGCCGUCGACGUCGGCGGCCGCUACCGGGGCUCCCGCCGCCACCACCACCGCCACCGCCACCAACCCCAGCGCCACCAACGCCAGCGCCUCGUCACCAUCGCCCCCAUCGCCACCAUCCAUACCCCCGCCGCAGCACCAGCCAUCGACGCCGCCACCACCGCCUUCGGCAUCGGAACCAGCGAUACCACCGCCAGCACCUUCCUCCCCGCCAACGCCAUCCAACGCUGGCCCCGCAUCCUCGGCACCACCCCGACCGCCCUCAUCAUCGCACACGGUGGCUGCGGCUCGACCUCCACCGCCACCGCCACCGCCUGCUUCUGCGUCCCUGCCACCCGCGAUCUCGUCGUCGUCCUCGGACCCACACGCGCCCGCCCCUGCCACCCCAUCGGCCACCUCUUCGGCCGCUCGUCCCGAAGCCGUCAGCGCGAGCCUCAGUAGUCGGGCAAAGCAGCUCCCCACGCCUUACCGCGCACCCAAGCCGCCAGCCUCCGCCGCCGACGACUCGUUUUCAACCGCCUAUCCCGACCCUCCGUCGCACGCUCCGCGCCCCUCGGCAGCGUCAAGCUCGUCGCCGUCCAAAAAGCGGCCCCUCUCCUCGCCUGCCUCCGCCGCCCUCGACGAUGCAGCGCGGAAGCGGUUUAAGACCGAUGCCGGCGGCACGCUGACGGCCAGAGGAGUCGGAGGGGUCGGCCUCUCUCAGCUCUUCGGGACCGCCUCCGGUCGGACCAGCUCCCACUUCACCGUCACGGGCAUCCCGCGAUCCGGCAGCGCCCUCUCCGAGCAGGCCAGGACCGCCAGCGCCAGCAGCCUCCGGCCUCGCAUCGCCGGUACAGAGAUAGCGCAGCAGCUCAAGGACGAGUUCCUCUCCCUGCUCGACAAGGGCGAGCUGAUCGACCUCGUCAAGGACCUCGAGGCCCAGCUGUUGCAGUCCUCGCCGGCGGUCACCGAGGCCUCGGGCGCCCCGCUCCUCUAUCGGCAACCUCGCAUUUACCCGCAGGAUUUCCGCGCGCAGGCAGCCGCCAAGGCUGCUGCAUCCGCGCUCACCUCGCGCAAGACGCCGCUGUCGCAGUCGUCGGCGGCCGCCUCGCCACUUGCUGGUCCCAACCGCCUGGCCAAGCCGAGCGCGACAGCGGCUGCGACCCGGCCAUCCAACGCCGAUUCCGCCAGGCCUAUCGCAGGGCUGCCGCUGUCGUCCAGGGCCGGAGUCACUGCGGCCACGCCGAGGAGCGUCGGCACCAGUGCCAAUGGCAAGGCCAGCGACAGCUCGCUUGAGAGCCUGCUCAGCUCCAUCAACGCCAUCGUGCGUCCUGGAUCUGCGUCGGCCAGACCGAGCUCGGGCGCAGCCACGAGCACCGGGACCGCCGCCGCUUCCGCAAGCAGCAAUGUGAAGAGCGGCGCUCCCGUCUCGCAGGCAACUUUGCGGAGCAUCCUCGGCGACGGUCCGAUGCCGUCGCAAGCCUCGCUUGCCGCAGCGCUUGCGGCCCACUUUGGCGGCACCGGCGUACCCAAGGCUUCGGCCGCCCCGGGGGAGCACCCCCGUGCCGUCUGCGUCGAGCCGGGCAAGUGCGACGACGCCGACACCGGUGUCGGCGGCGCCGGCGACGGCAUCGACCUCGAGAAGGAGAAGGCGUCUGCGCGAAGCAAUGCUUCGAACGCGCCGCCGCCGGCGAUUGCGACUGCGCCCACCUCGGCACAGGCGGCGGCUGCCAGAGCGAUGCUGGCCAAUCGACCCGCCGUGUCAUCAGCUCUGCCCUCGUCCGCGGCUGCGGCCCUGUCGCGGCCGACAGCCUCAGCGGCGCCACGGACCUCGGCUGCGCCAGCCCAGGAUCCCAUUGCGAUCCUGACGGGCGCCAGCGCAAACCCGCUGUUCACGACUACGCCGGGCGUCACCACCACCGUGACGGGACUGGGCGAUCUGACGCGGCUCCUCUCGUCGAGCCCGUCGGCCGACCUGGGCCUGGGUCAGGGCGGCGCGCAGUCGCCGUCAUCGCCCGACUCUGGGCCCGUCAUUGUGCAGGGCCCCAAGGGCACCAGCGCGCUGCCUUCGUACGAGGACAUGAUCAUCGAGGGCCUGCGCGUGGGCAAGGACCAUCCGAUGGUCACGUCCGGCCCCAAUGGAGAGAUGCUGGCGGUCAAUGCGCUGAACAACAGCCAGGCCUACCGCAACGCACUCGAACUGCGGAACAAGGACGCCGCCAAGGCGCCCAAACCCGGGCCGCGGCCCUACGGCCAGCCCGGGUCGGAGCCGCUGCCCAACCCUGCGAACAGCAUCUUCCAGACGGGCUCGGUCGCCUCGCUGCUGUUCCAGUACCAGAAGCUGACGGGCAAGACCCUCGACGCCGAGACCGUCAAGCAGCUGGUGCAGCAGACGCGCGCGACGCCCGGCAGCAGCGCCAUGGGCCAGGCGCUGGCCUCGCUCCUCAACCGCUCCAGUGCCACCGAGGCCGGCGGCGCUGGUGCCCCCGCCUCUGCCUCGCUGCCGUCGUCGCGGCUGCCGACCGUCUCUUCCGCUUAUCCGACGUCGGCUUCCCACGAUGGCCUCGGCGGCGGCCAACAGGCCGGCGGCGAUGCCUUCGUCGACGAGCUCACGGCCGCCUCUGCCAUCGGCAGCGCCCGGCGCGGUGGCAGCGUCGACUCCGGCUACAUCCGUCGCCUCGUCCAGAGGACCUGCGGUCUCCGUACCCUGGACGACAACGCCGACGACGACGGCGCCGACAAUCACUGCGACGACGCCGAGAGCGCCUGCCGUCUCUGCCCCAGCCGUUCCCGCUGCGUCGGCCAACAAGGCGCCGGUCGCGAAGCCUGCUGCGGCUGCAAAGGCGCCCGCCUCGACGGCGGCAGCCGCGAAAACGGCGACGGCACCAGCCACCGCUGCAGCUCCGACCGCGCCACGGCCACCAGCAAAGGCGCCCACGACUUCGGUCCCGGUCUCGUCGGCCGCCCUGCGGCUACGCCCGUUGUCACGAGCAAGCCCGCCGAGACUGCUCCGGUUCCAGCAGCCUCCGCUGCCGCCAAGCCUGCCAAGCCCGCUGCGAAGCCCGCUGCGACCGCGGCUGCUCCAAAGGCGGCAGCAGCGUCCAAGGCGCCCACCACACCGGCAAAGUCGACCAAGGCGCCCGCCGCCAGCACCGCCGCCGCCAAGAAGGCCGCCAAUGCCAAGUCAUCGGCCAAGGGCAAGGCUGCUGCUCCGGCCAAACCCGCCGCGCCUCCUGCUCCUGCGGGUCCGACCAUCAUGCAGCAGCUGGCGGCCAUGCUCAACGAGAUGAACGUCCCGCUGAGUGCCGCGCUGGCCAACAGCCUAGUCGGGCAGCUGAGCCAGCUGGAACGCAGCGGCACGCUGCCGACGGCAGAGGCCCUGGCGCCUCUUGUCACGGCAGCCGCCGCAUCGGCCAGUCACGUCCACUCCCGCACCGCGACGCCCCGCGCGGGCACCCCGACGGGCACCGCCUCGCCCUACCGCGGUGGCACGCCCGCGCGCACCAUGCCUCCGCCGCCUUCGGGCGAUCUGGACAGCGCCGUGUCCGAAACGCUCGCAGCCGCGCUGCAGCAGGUCAACAGCGGCGAUUUGGCGGCCGCAGAGCUGGCCCAGGCCCUGGCUCCUGCGGCGACGCUCGGCGAAGCCACUCCUGCAGCUCCUGCUGUGGCAUCGGCCCCAGCCACCCCGUCGUCCAUCGAGACGCCGUCCGCGCCUGCGCCUGCCGAUGUGGCGCCCGUCGCCGUCACUGCGACAUUGCAGGACAAGGGCAAGGCCCCUGCCGCGCCGGAGCCGACGACCGAGGCUCAGCCGAGUGCGGACAAGCCGGUCGCAGACGCCGCCGAGGCCGAGGUCGAGGGCAUCAACCUGGCCGACUACGAGGACGCGAUCCGCGCGCUCACGGCCGCUCUCGACGGUGGAGCCCACGAUGACGACGACGACGACGACGACGACGACGACGACGACGACGACGACGACGACGACGACGACGACGACGACGACGACGACGACGACGAGGAAGAGUCAGACGAGGAGGCCGACGAGCGUGCUAUUGCCGCUGCCGAGGCCGAUCCGGUCGAGGGCGAAGGCGACGGUGCCGCUGGCGACGACGACCAGGCGGAGCGUGACCGCCCUGCGCCGAUGUCGUCUCGUGCUUCGGCGGCGGCAGGUCAAGACUUCGAGAGCCUGCUCCAGUCGCUCAAUGCCCAGCUCAACGGCGGCGAUGCGGGCAGCACGGGUGCGACGACGUCGGCAAUGGAAGCCGCCACGUCCGACGCCCGGCAGGUCACCGUCGACGGCGACGCUGGAUCCGGCGAGGACGACGAUUCAGCAGACGACGACGACGACGACGACGACGACGAUGGCGCGGCGGCGGGCGAGAUGGACCUGUCUGCCAUAAUCAGUCAGCUGUCGGCGUCGCUGCAGGGCACAUAUGGCGAAGACACGGCGGCCUCGGCCACGGCUACGGAGCUGGGCGCGCCGUCGGGCUCGGGCGAGUCGAUGGCGCAGAAGGAGGCGUUGCAGUCGGAAGCCUCGCAGCAGGCGCAAGCACCGGCGGAGCCGGUUGCGGCUCCGCAGGCCGAAGCUGGCUCGGACGCCAUGGAUCUGUCGAGCGAUGCCUGGGCCGGCGGCGGCGUCGACGGGCGUCAGCCGCUGGAGACGCAGCGAGACGGCGAGGACGGCGACGUCACCAUGACUGCCGCGAUGGACGUCGAUCUCGGCCCUCCGUCGUCGUCGUCGCAAGCGGCGGGACGACCUUCUGCCCCCGCGACCGAAGCCGAGCGACCUUCGACGAGCAGCGAGCAGGAGAGGCCAGACGCCGCCGCCUCCUCAGCUGCAGCAUCGAGCACCAGAGAAGCGGACCUACCAGCAGCGGCGGCGACGGCGGGCGGCGACGACGAGGGCGAUAUCCAAGCCCAGCUCGAGGCCCUCGUCGCCAGCCUCACUGCCAACGCCGGUGGCGACGACGACGACGACGACGAUGAUGAUGACGAUGAUGACGACGAAGAGGGGGAGGAAGGGGGUGGUGCAGGGUAG
Pseudozyma flocculosa PF-1 is the source of this 5076-nucleotide messenger RNA. RefSeq lists its product as uncharacterized. The record is from RefSeq and is a predicted model, not a curated record. Lineage: Eukaryota; Fungi; Basidiomycota; Ustilaginomycetes; Ustilaginales; Ustilaginaceae. Bases 1 to 5076 code for a protein of 1691 amino acids. The transcript has 9 exons.